AUGGCCCGUCAAGCCGAUGCCUUCAUUGCCCUUCCUGGUGGUUAUGGAACCCUUGAGGAACUGCUGGAAGUCAUCACAUGGGCCCAGCUUGGAAUCCACAGUAAACCCGUGGGUCUUCUAAAUGUUGAGGGUUACUAUAAUUCCUUGCUGUCGUUCAUUGACAAGGCCGUCGAUGAAGGUUUUGUCUCACCCACUGCACGUCGCAUCAUCGUGUCUGCUCCGACAGCCAAGCAGUUGGUCAUGGAACUUGAGGAAUACAUCCCAGAGAGCGAUGAAGUCACAGCCAAAUUGAUAUGGGAUCAAGUGGAGAGAAUAAAUUAUGUGCCUGAACCGGAAGUUCCUACGUAA
Ilex paraguariensis (yerba mate) is the source of this 348-nucleotide messenger RNA. The record is from the annotation of a GenBank genome assembly. NCBI's taxonomy places the organism in Eukaryota, Viridiplantae, Streptophyta, Magnoliopsida, Aquifoliales, Aquifoliaceae.